Molecule: messenger RNA, 612 nt
Organism: Emiliania huxleyi CCMP1516
Lineage: Eukaryota; Haptophyta; Isochrysidales; Noelaerhabdaceae
Exons: 1
Coding region: 1-612 (203 amino acids)
Source: RefSeq, a predicted model, not a curated record
AUGCGCGACGAGCGCGCUCGGGAAGCGGCCGCGGGCGACGCGGAGCUUCCGCCGGAGGACGACGCGGUCGAGAUGGCGAGCGCCGUCCACGUGCUGGACAGCGUGGCGGAGGUGGGCCCGAACUACACCCUGCUGCGCAGCAAGGAGACGAAGGCGAAGCGACGGAAGCGAAAGCGCGAGGGUGCCAGGUCGGCGCUCGACGGCCACACUGUCCUGUCCACCGGAUCGCGCCUCGAGAUCUUCUGCGACAGUGAGCGGUGGUACCCUGCGACCGUCAUGGCGCGGGAGGAGGACGGGGACGGACGGAUCGUGCACGAGGUCGAGUACGACGGCUACUCGUGUCGGCGGUGGUGGCACAUGCUGGACGACGAGCGGUGGCGCGCCGUCCCAGAGCAGGCCGGCGCGGGCGCAGGCGGCGCUGCCACAGACGGGGAUGGGGAUGCGGUGAUGGACCGCGCGGACGGCGAGCAUGGCACCCGUGCCGCGGGCGCCGCCGAGGCGGCCGAGGUGCGGCGGGCGCCGCCUCCUGUGCGCCGGGGUGUGCGGCGCAGCGCGCUGGCGGACGCCCGAGGCGGAGGAUGCGAAAGAGAUAUAUAUAUGUCGAUGGAGUGA